This is a messenger RNA of Peromyscus eremicus (cactus mouse), 3182 nucleotides long. RefSeq names its product potassium voltage-gated channel subfamily A regulatory beta subunit 2 (gene Kcnab2). NCBI's taxonomy places the organism in Eukaryota, Metazoa, Chordata, Mammalia, Rodentia, Cricetidae. The record is from RefSeq and is a predicted model, not a curated record. Gene Ontology annotation, molecular function: potassium channel regulator activity; transmembrane transporter binding. Gene Ontology annotation, cellular component: juxtaparanode region of axon; voltage-gated potassium channel complex; extrinsic component of cytoplasmic side of plasma membrane. Gene Ontology annotation, biological process: regulation of potassium ion transmembrane transport; regulation of action potential. The coding region runs from base 1 to 822 and encodes 273 amino acids. The transcript has 11 exons.
AUGCUGUCUAUGACGUACAGCGAGAGUCUGCGGAGUGUCAGCAGCAGAUGUCACUCAGACUGGACCCUGCAUCCAGUCCGCCAGACAGACACGGUGGAGCUGCAGCGGCUGAGGGAGGUGCGGGCAGCCGCCCAGGCCAGGAACAUGGAGAGCUUCCUCCGCAUGCACGGCCUUUCCCUGGACGGCUGCACCGCCCAGCGCACAGGCAUGAAGUAUCGGAACCUGGGCAAAUCCGGCCUUCGGGUCUCCUGCCUGGGGCUUGGAACAUGGGUGACCUUCGGGGGCCAGAUCACCGAUGAGAUGGCAGAGCACCUAAUGACCUUAGCCUAUGACAAUGGCAUUAACCUGUUCGACACCGCAGAGGUCUACGCGGCUGGCAAGGCUGAAGUGGUAUUAGGAAACAUCAUUAAGAAGAAGGGAUGGAGACGGUCCAGCCUCGUCAUCACCACCAAGAUCUUCUGGGGUGGAAAAGCGGAGACAGAGAGAGGCCUUUCUCGGAAGCACAUAAUCGAAGGACUGAAGGCGUCACUGGAGAGGCUGCAGCUGGAGUAUGUGGACGUGGUUUUUGCCAACCGCCCAGACCCCAACACGCCCAUGGAAGGGGACCCAUUUAGUUCCUUCAAGUCAAGGACAUUCAUCAUUGAAGAGACCGUGCGGGCCAUGACCCACGUCAUCAACCAGGGGAUGGCCAUGUACUGGGGCACGUCACGCUGGAGUUCCAUGGAGAUCAUGGUCCUUCCAAAAUUGUCGUCUUCCAUCGUCCACGAGAUCGAUAGCAUUCUGGGCAAUAAACCCUACAGCAAAAAGGACUAUAGAUCCUAAGUUACCCCCACCACCUGCUCGGACAGUUUCCAGUCCCCUCCUCGUCUCUGUUCGCUCGCUUCUGCUGUUUCAAAGCCAAAUGCAGAGUGUGGUUCGUAUCCCAGGGGAAAACACUAUGCCCAGACGUUACCAGGAAAGGAUCUCCAAAGUCACCGCCAGAUGCCACCUACCGCUUCUUCACUGGAUACUACCUGAUGGGUGCCAGGAGAUGGCAUUGAUUAGGGGAGACAUUCUGCCUCUGUUUAUUUUUCAAGAAGGAACAUUUGCCCCCAGCCAUGGCCCUCCGUGGAGAUUCCAGAAGUCAUGGCCAAGUGGAGAUCUAAUCCUUGGAGCAGGCAGGGCUGGCCUCUCUGCCAAGAACCCCUGCCUCUGAAGAGGGGUCUGCCACUUCCCAGCACCCCUUCUUCUUCCAGAUCCUGGUUGUUAGGGCAGGGCCUCCCUCUUUCCAUGGACACCAGGCACUUUGUCCGAGGCUAGCCUGGGGUCUCAAUCUUCCCAGACCUUGACACGUCCCACAUGCCCAGUGGGCCUUGGCUGGGAUUAUACCUACCUAGCUGGCCCUUGGCCCCCACCCUUACCCUUGCUGGCAGGGGCAAGGAUCCCAGCUGGCUUUCCCAGCGUCUUCCACCCUACAUGCAUCUGCUGAGUCCCACAGCAGGGAAGCCCAGCAGGCUUGGAUGGAGCCCACUGGAGUAUGCCCCUCUGUCAAGAGCUGUAGACAAGCGUGGCAUCUGGCCACACCACAGGCAGGUGGCUGCAGACUGGGCCCGUGCUCACAAGACCGUAUUCCUCUCAGACCUUCCUCUAAUACCUCUGCUGUACUGGAGCAGAGGGCUUGUGUCUUGGGCUCUGCACAGAAAAGGCACGUAAGCUUUUCAGUGAGGGAGCUCCCCGGGGUUCCUAUUGCUGCAGGCUAAGGGACUGGGGGAACAGAACUCCAGGAACAGACCCCAAGAAAAGAUCCCCAGGGACCUCUCCCUGAAAAGAUGGCCAAGACUACUCAUUCUCUGCCGCAUACCAUCGUGCUGGCCUAGGAAGGAUGGGGAGAGGGGGAAAGGACAGGACAGGCAGCCCCUUAGCAGUGGGAGCUAGGCGGAUGGUGGUGCCAGGUAGCCUGCAGGUUUGAGCAAUGCAUGCUGCCUGGAGGCCCAGUCCCAUGGUCCUGUGAUGCUUUGGGGACAGGGUCCUACCCAUGUGUGCCAGCUAGCUCCCUAGAAGACCCAAGCCUCCUGCCCUGGACAGGCAGGGGCCAGUUCCCAGGCAUGUACCCUGGAGGCACAGCAUCCGGCUUCUCUUCUGUAGCUGCUGUUCCAAGCCUCCUCCCUGCCGCUCCUCACCAGCUGUUGUCCAACCAGAGCUGGGCAGAAGCUUGGACAUGGUGGGGAUGGAUGGAAGAGACAGGAAGAAAGGCAGGCAGGGUGGGAAGCUUCCUCUCUCACACGUAAUACCCCCUGCAGACCCUGGGCUCUCAGACCUUCACCACUGCUCAUAGCCCCAAGCCCUGAGACCUCAGAAGCAGCCCUGUGGGUGUGGGGAUGGAAGCCACUAGGCUCUGAAACCUCCAUACCUGGCUAGAGGAGCCUGCUUCCAGGACAGGGCCCUGCAGUGGCCCAGCAGGAACUAGCCAGCCCUGUAUAUGCAGCUGGCCUUGGCCCUGCUUGCUACAUGGACCAGGCAGCAGGGAUGCCCACAGCCACACCUCAGAGCUAAGCUCCUUCAAAAGAGACAGGAAGACAGGCUGCAUGGUGAACCGGGCUACAUGAGCCCUAGAUGCAGGCAGCCUUCGGGAUGACAUUUUAACCACGUGUUUGAGAUGUUUUCUUCCUUCUGAGGAGUUGGGGCUUUGCUUAAGGACAGGGUCACUCGCCUCCAUGGAGGGGUUUGGGUAAGAUGGUCUUAGGAGACCACCAAAGACCUGUGCAGGCAGCUUAUUAAGGGGGAGCUUGCCCCUGGUCCUUGAAGGGUCUAAGGCCAGCUCCUUCCUCCAUGGCCACAGAUCUCCCCUUCCUCUGGCCCCAGCUGCCUACUGGUCAGUCCCAGCCAGCCUCCAGCACCUUCUCCCCUUGAAGCACAGCCAGCCGGGCCUGGUGCAGGAGGGGGCUGUUUGAGGGAUCUGACGCAUGGAGCCCUGCUGUUGCUCACCCCAGACCCAAGGUCCUGAGGCUCGGCAGGGCACCUGUGUGCCCUGUUCUCAUCCAUCAUGUACAUAAUGUGCUUUCUCUACCCGUUUUUUAAUGAGCGCGGCUCCUUGCUAAUUGCACCCCACCAGGCCGACCGCAAGCGCCUCCAGCUUCCUGACAGACUCUCCAAGGUGCAGCCCGUAUUUAUGGAAUGACAAAUAAAACCCGAGCCCUUCCGUC